Messenger RNA from Dovyalis caffra, 330 nucleotides. The record is from the annotation of a GenBank genome assembly. Lineage: Eukaryota; Viridiplantae; Streptophyta; Magnoliopsida; Malpighiales; Salicaceae.
AUGCUUGCUCGGAGUAUUUCUAAGCAAGUGUAUAGAAUGUUUUUCCACAAAAGUGGGACCCAAAGUCAAGACAAUGUGUCUGUUUCGGGGUCAAUAGGGCUAAAGGUUUUGAGUGAUUUGCGUAACUCUAUUCCGUUUCUAGAACAAAGAGACGGGGAAAGAAUUCAGUAUCUAGAACCCCCUAUCUUCUUCCAACAAGGUUAUAGAAUCUCGGGGCUCCUUUUGUUUCCGCGUAGCUCAGGAAAGCAACUUGGCCGGGAUUUUAAAUUUAAGCUGGAGUUGGAGAACAAAAUAUUAGGUGAAGCCUUGUUAAAGAAUGCUCAAACGUAG